GCCUUGAAUAUUGUGGUUCCCUUCAUGUUUAAAUAUGCUGUAGACAGCCUCAACCAGAUGUCAGAAAACAUGCUGAACCUGAGUGAUGCGCCAAAUACAGUUGCAACCAUGGCAACAGCAGUUCUGAUAGGCUAUGGUGUAUCAAGAGCCGGAGCUGCCUUUUUUAAUGAAGUUCGAAAUGCAGUAUUUGGCAAUGUAGCCCAAAAUUCAAUCCGAAGAAUAGCCAAGAAUGUCUUUCUGCAUCUUCACAAUCUGGAUCUGGGUUUCCACCUGAGCAGACAGACAGGAGCUUUAUCUAAAGCUAUUGACAGAGGAACUAGGGGAAUCAGUUUUGUCCUGAGUGCUUUGGUAUUUAAUCUUCUUCCCAUCAUGUUUGAGGUGAUGCUUGUCAGUGGUGUUUUGUAUUACAGAUGUGGUGCCCAAUUUGCAUUGGUGACCCUUGGAACACUUGGUACAUACACAGCAUUCACAGUUGCAGUCACACGGUGGAGAACUAGAUUUAGAAUAGAAAUGAACAAAGCAGAUAAUGAUGCAGGUAAUGCUGCUAUAGACUCACUGCUGAAUUAUGAAACUGUGAAGUAUUUUAAUAAUGAAAAUUAUGAAGCACAGAGAUAUGAUGGAUUUUUGAAGACCUAUGAGACAGCUUCAUUGAAAAGUACUUCUACUCUGGCUAUGCUGAACUUUGGUCAAAGUGCUAUUUUCAGUGUUGGUUUAACAGCCAUAAUGGUGCUUGCCAGUCAGGGAAUUAUGGCAGGUACUCUUACCGUUGGAGACCUAGUAAUGGUGAAUGGACUACUUUUUCAGCUUUCAUUACCGCUUAACUUUCUGGGAACUGUAUAUAGAGAAACUAGACAAGCGCUCAUAGAUAUGAACACCCUGUUUACUCUACUCAAGGUAGACACACGAAUUAAAGACAAAGUGAUGGCACCUUCCCUUCAGAUCGCACCAGAGACAGCUACUGUGGCCUUUGAUAAUGUACAUUUUGAAUACAUUGAAGGGCAGAAAGUCCUUAAUGGUAUAACUUUUGAAGUCCCUGCGGGGAAGAAAGUGGCCAUUGUAGGAGGUAGUGGGUCAGGGAAAAGCACAAUAGUAAGACUAUUGUUUCGCUUCUAUGAGCCCCAGAAGGGUAGCAUUUACCUUGCUGGUCAAAAUAUACAAGACGUGAGCCUGGAAAGCCUUCGGAGGGCAGUGGGAGUGGUACCACAGGAUGCUGUUCUCUUUAAUAUUACUAUUUACUACAACCUCUUAUAUGGAAAUAUCAGCGCUUCUCCUGAAGAAGUAUAUGCAGUGGCAAAAUUAGCUGGACUCCAUGAUGCAAUUCUUCGAAUGCCACAUGGAUAUGACACCCAAGUAGGGGAAAGAGGACUCAAGCUUUCAGGAGGAGAAAAGCAAAGAGUAGCAAUCGCAAGAGCCAUUUUGAAGGACCCUCCAGUUAUUGUCUAUGAUGAAGCCACUUCAUCAUUAGAUUCAAUUACUGAAGAGACUAUUCUUGGUGCCAUGAGGGAUGUGGUCAAAUAUAGAACUUCUAUUUUCAUUGCACACAGAUUAUCAACAGUGGUUGAUGCAGAUGAAAUUAUUGUCUUGGACCAGGGUAAGGUAGCUGAACGUGGUACUCACCAUGGUUUGCUUGCUAACCCUGGAAGUAUCUAUUCAGAAAUGUGGCAUACACAGAGCAACCGUGUGCAGAACCAUAACCCCAAAUGGGAUGCAAAGAAAGAAAAUAUGUCCAAAGAGGAGGAAAGGAAGAAAUUACAAGAAGAAAUUGUUAACAGUGUGAAGGGCUGUGGAAAUUGUUCCUGCUAAGUCACCUCAAACAUUUCUUUUUUGUUUUGGACUACACAUUUGCACUGAAGCAGAAUUGUUUUAUUAAAAAAAAAAUACAUUCCCUAUCUCUAUCAUCCUUAUUUUAGAUAAGAUUUAUUUAAAAGGAUAUUUGAGUCUUUUUUCCUUCACAAUUUAUUUAACUUGGUCUCUGUAUUUAUCCCCAAAUGAUUUUCUUGUUACUACCUUGGAUAUGCUCAAUGCCUAAUUUUGGUUAUCAUUUGACUUUACUCCAUUAUCCUUUUGAGGGCCUGUCAUCCAUUUGAUAGCCAUAACCAGAUGAAUCAGAUUGGUCUCCAAAUUUUUGUAGUGUUUAAAAUCUCUUUUAUGCUGACAAUUUACAAGGAAAGUGUCUAUUUCUUAAAAGUAAAGGAAAAAGGGAAAAAAUAUGACAGUGUAGGUUUAUUGUUUUCCUCCUCCAACUGAAAUACUUCAUUGAUGUGAAAAUUAAUUUAUAAACACACUUAAAGUUAAAACUUGUCAGAAAUAGAUAUACAUUUAAAGUUUGGAAUUCUUACUUGGUAGACAACUGACAAUUUUUGAAGUAUUUCCAACUGUAUGCUUUUUGGAGCAAAAAAAAAUUCUCAUGUUGGUAUGUAGAACAUUUUUCAUCAUUAACCAAUUCAAUAACUAUCAUCUAGUGAGUAGAAUUACAGUUUUCUGCCAAAAUGAGGCAAUUUUUAAAAGGUCAAAAUUUAUUUUCCUUUAAGAUUUACAAACCCUUAUGUAAUUUAAGUGUUGCUGUAUUGUGAGUGAUCUGAAAAGCUUAGGAAGUUAAUGGCCUUUUCUAUUUCAUCUUAAAUGCACUUUUGCUCUCUGAAGUUACAUAAAGAGACAAGUAAAUGGACUGUUGUGUGUGCACACGUGUGUAUGUACACCUGCUCACAUGCAUAGAAAUCAAUAUCCAUUUAAAAAUUAUUAAAGACCGUUAGGUAAAUAGAGUAUUACAUAUGUGUAUUCUUUAGAUGAUUGGGACUCUAAUCCAUGUUGACACUUCAGAAGCACUUCAUUACUAGGUCUUCCCUUUCUUUUUCAGUAGUUUUUAGAUGAGUUCCUUUAAGUCUGGUUUAACAGUAGAAGCAAAAAUAACAUAAUCAAGUUUUACCUGGCAGUAAAACAAAACUAGUUUUACUUACUAGAAAAAAAACAUAAUAAAUGUUGGCAUAUGUUCACUUAGAAGAGUUUAUCUCUUUUCUAAUACGAAUUUGCUUUAAUUUGUCUGGUAGUAAUUGUUUAGUUUGAAAAAUUAGUGUAUCUCAUGAAUGGUCACACUACCAUAUCUAAUGAGAUUUUGUAUCUCAGAACAGGUCCUAAAGUACUUAUUUUACUGGUUUACAGUUUUGAUGUGUUUUAAAUGAUAGUUUGGUAUAGGAGAGAUAAAUAAUUUUGUGUCUUGUAUUAUUGAUAUUGGUGGGAUAUCUAAACUUAUAUAACUUAGAUGCCCUCUUUUGUUAUAAAAAGGCAAUUUGAUCUAUAACUUGAAGCCAGAAUUUCGUAGUUAGUCUUUGAUAGCAAUGGAUGCAGGAUCUUGCUUUUAGAGUUGGAGUUAACAGUGAAAUGCAUAAUCAGCUACAAAAUGAGUUGUGGGUUUUCUGGGAGUUUGUGUUUGUUUUUGACAUUUCUUAUUCUUAAUCCAUAGACAUUAUUGCUCUUCUGAAGAAUAAAAAGUACUUCUUUUGAAUAAAUCAA
Tupaia belangeri chinensis (Chinese tree shrew) is the source of this 3510-nucleotide messenger RNA. RefSeq names its product ATP binding cassette subfamily B member 7 (gene ABCB7). Gene Ontology annotation, molecular function: ATP binding; ATP hydrolysis activity; ABC-type transporter activity. Gene Ontology annotation, cellular component: mitochondrial inner membrane. The record is from RefSeq and is a predicted model, not a curated record. Lineage: Eukaryota; Metazoa; Chordata; Mammalia; Scandentia; Tupaiidae. Gene Ontology annotation, biological process: transmembrane transport; intracellular iron ion homeostasis.